AUGUCCUUACAUGACGAACCGUUGAGCUUCACCCGCAGAUCAACAUCGCCGCGCUCUUCCCUCCAUCACACUUCGGCAUCGUCACGUCAACUCGAGUGUGUGUGGCACGGCACGUCUUUUGAGAAGAGUCCACCACGGACGCGAACCAAUCCUCGCUAUCGAAACCCGGAGGGCUCUCGUCGCUUCUUCAUUUACCAUUGGAUGAAGGCGGUUUUUCGAAAUGAGAUGCACAAAAUUCUUCCCUUCGUGAUCGUACCCGUUGCGGUAAUACUUGGAAUUAUGGUGAUGCGCUGGCGAGAUGUCCCGGAUAGUAGACAUUUGAUUCCCUCUGACCACGGUCUGUUGAGCGGUCGAUUUACGAACCUGGAGGAUGCGCUGAAGCUACGCCUUGAUAGACUUGACGGCGACCUGCAACAGUUUCGGAAGUCAAUGGAUGAGCUGCGGAUCGACCUUUUCAAAGAGAUGAAUGGAAUCCGCAAAGACAACCGUGAUAGCCAGCAAGCUUGCUAUCAAACGGAGCGAAAUAUGCAGCACUUGCUGACGAAGACCAAUGAGAGCGAAAAGUCUUUGCUGCGCCAGCUAGAUGAUCUUGUCACGAAAUACCAGCAAGCUACCUCUUCUCAACAACAAGCCCAAGGCCCGCGCGAGUUCAAUUAUGCCAGCGCGCAAUACGGUGCCAAGUUCAAUCCUGCGCGGUCAAGCUCAACCUUUGCUCCACGGCUCGGCCAUUGGCUCGUCAACUACUUUGUUGCAUUGCAAACGGACACUUUUCCAUUGACGGAAAGGCCACUGCUGCAAUCGGGCGACUGCUGGUGCUUCGAGGGUAGCAAGGGCGUCUAUCACUUUACCCUGGCCAGGCCGGCCGUCGUUGACCGCAUCGAGUACCAGCAUGUCGGUUGGGACGGCGCGGAAGUACCUCCACUGAGCGCGCCACGAGAUUUGGAAUUCGAAGGCUACACAUAUGCGGACGAUGCAUCUGGAACCAUCUUGGGCAGCUGCGCCUAUGGAUCUCACGGGCUAUCAAAAGAAACUUGCCUCAUUGACAACUCAUCGAGCAUUGGCGCCGUCGAGGCCAUUUCGGUGCGGGUCAAUGGAAACCACGGACAAGCCUACACAUGCCUCUACUCGAUCAAAGUAUUCGGAAAAAAGACUCUCACCCAACUAUCGCCAACUGAAAUCGCGUCGGAAACUGUCUGCCCAUUUAUAUAUUGCCUGAAUAAACUUUUUAUCCCUGUGCGUUUCCGGUUGGUUUUUGUGAAUUUUUACCCCCGUUUUUGGCCAGUC
Messenger RNA from Mesorhabditis spiculigera, 1284 nucleotides. The record is from the annotation of a GenBank genome assembly. Lineage: Eukaryota; Metazoa; Nematoda; Chromadorea; Rhabditida; Rhabditidae.